AUGGUCCCCGAGCCGGGCCCUGCCAACACCAGCACCCCGGACUGGGGGUUGCGGUCUCCGUCGGACCCAGGGGGCAGCGUCUGGGUGGCGGCCGCAAUGUGUGUGGUCAUCGCGCUCACGGCGGCAGCCAACUCGCUGCUCAUCGCGCUUAUCUGCACGCAGCCCGCCCUGCGCAACACGUCCAACUUCUUCCUGGUGUCGCUCUUCACGUCAGACCUGAUGGUGGGGCUGGUGGUGAUGCCGCCGGCCAUGCUGAACGCGCUGUACGGGCGCUGGGUGCUGGCGCGCAGCCUCUGCCUGCUCUGGGCCGCCUUCGACGUGAUGUGCUGUAGCGCCUCCAUCCUCAACCUCUGCCUGAUCAGCCUGGACCGCUAUCUGCUCAUCCUCUCUCCGCUGCGCUAUAAGCUGCGCAUGACGUCCCCACGCGCUCUGGCGCUCGUCCUGGGCGCCUGGAGCCUGGCCGCGCUCACCUCCUUCCUGCCCCUGCUGCUGGGCUGGCACGAGCUGGGCCGAGUGCGGGCACCUGCCCCGGGCCAGUGCCGUCUGCUGGCCAGCCUUCCUUUCGUCCUCGUGGCCUCCGGCCUCACCUUCUUCUUGCCCUCAGGCGCCAUCUGCUUCACCUACUGCAGGAUCCUGCUGGCGGCGCGGAAGCAGGCCGUCCAGGUGGCCUCCCUCACCACGGGCAUGGCCGGCCAGGUCUUGGACACGCUGCAGGUACCCAGGACCCCACACCAGGGGGUGGAGUCAGCUGACAGCAGGCGACUAGCCACCAAGCACAGCAGGAAGGCCUUGAAGGCCAGCCUGACACUGGGCAUCCUGCUGGGCAUGUUCUUUGUGACCUGGCUGCCCUUCUUUGUGGCCAACAUAGCCCAGGCCGUGUGUGACUGCGUCCCCCCAGGCCUCUUCGAUGUCCUCACAUGGCUGGGGUACUGUAACAGCACCAUGAACCCCAUCAUCUACCCACUCUUCAUGCGGGACUUCAAGCGGGCCCUGGGCCGGUUCCUGCCAUGUCUCCACUGUGCUCGUGAGCACCGGGCCAGCCCCGCCUCGCCGUCCAUGCGUACCUCGCACAGCGGCCCCCGGCCCGGCCUGAGCCUGCAGCAGGUGUUGCCGCUGCCCCUCCCACCAGACUCUGACUCCGACUCAGGUUCUGGGGGCUCCUCAGGCCUGCAGCUCACAGCCCAGCUGCUGCUGCCUGGACAGACCACCCGGGAUCCCCCACCACCUGCCAGGGCCACGGUCAACUUCUUCAACAUCGAUCCUGUGGAGUCUGAGCUUCGGCUGCAUCCGCUUGGUACACCCACACAUUGACCCAGCCUGGAGUCGGUCAGCGGGGAGCAGGGCUGGACGGGGCCAUGCUAGUGAGCAUCUGCUCUUGGCAAAGGCCAGAGGCUGCAGGUUUCCUGGGAGCCUUGGGUUCCAGUAGGGGCCCCGAGUCCCCGCUGCCUCCUGCAGGCCCCCUACUUGGAGGGUUAAGAGGCAGCUCAGCUGUGGUUUUCUCCAAGAUGCCCCACUGUUGUGUGUGAUUUGUGGGUGUGUGUAGAGGAUGGUCAAAGGACUCUGCUGGUUCUGGUCAGGAUGCCGAUGAGCCUGUCCUUUGCACUUUUACCAGACUGUGUGGGAGGAUGUUUGCAUCUGCAGAGCUGGGUCAGCUCUUCAAAGGGUAGUUCUUGGGCCACCACCUGGGAACCUGGUGAAAAAUGCAUACCUGGCCUGCCAGACCUGCCAGGGCAGAAUCUGGGUGCUAGCGAGCCCCUGUGGAGUCGUGUGCCCAUUACAACUUGAGAUGUGUUGGCUUAGAUGAUAUUGAACUCCAAGGCUGCUUUGCUGGACAGAUUUUGGAGCAGCCAGCCCCUCAGGGUGGGCGUGGCCACACGCAGAAGAGCGCCUGAGCCCGGGAGCCAGGCAGGCAUCAACCUGAGUUUCUGCUCCAUCACUUAGUAGCUCCUGCACAGCUAACUGAACCUCUCUGAUCCUGCUGUUCCACUUGCAAAAUGGGGUUACAACGGCUGCCCCUUAGGAUGUCAUGGGAAAGCACACAGGAGGCUCAGUGUCAGCACGUGGUCAGCAGGGCGUCCCUUCUGCCAUCAUCACGCGUGGCCACCCAGCUGCCAGCCUCUGGCUGUGGGCAGAGGAGCAUUAUCUCUGGACCUGCUGUUCAGCAACAACGGGAGGAGGAA
Messenger RNA from Condylura cristata (star-nosed mole), 2180 nucleotides. It is a transcript of the gene HTR6, whose product is annotated as 5-hydroxytryptamine (serotonin) receptor 6, G protein-coupled. Lineage: Eukaryota; Metazoa; Chordata; Mammalia; Eulipotyphla; Talpidae. The record is from RefSeq and is a predicted model, not a curated record. Gene Ontology annotation, molecular function: neurotransmitter receptor activity; G protein-coupled serotonin receptor activity. Gene Ontology annotation, cellular component: dendrite; membrane. Bases 1 to 1311 code for a protein of 436 amino acids. The transcript is spliced from 4 exons. Gene Ontology annotation, biological process: G protein-coupled receptor signaling pathway, coupled to cyclic nucleotide second messenger; chemical synaptic transmission.